AUGACCGCCAAGGUUCCGCGAAACUUCCGCUUGCUAGAGGAGCUCGAAAAGGGCGAGAAAGGCCUUGGUGCUGAAGCCUGUAGUUAUGGCCUCGAGGACAGCGAGGAUUUGCUCAUGAGCAACUGGAAUGGGACCAUUUUGGGGCCUCCUCAUUCUGUUCACGAGAAUCGCAUCUACAGCGUCAAAAUGCACUGUGGCGACAAGUACCCUGAUGUACCUCCUACUAUCCAGUUUGUUAGCCAGAUUAAUUUGCCUUGUGUUAAUCCACGCAACGGCAUGGUCGAUCCCAACCAGCUCCCUUGCCUCGCCCAGUGGAAACGAGAAAACACCAUGGAGACAGUCCUUAUCGAGUUGAGAAGGUAA
Molecule: messenger RNA, 363 nt
Organism: Metarhizium acridum CQMa 102
Lineage: Eukaryota; Fungi; Ascomycota; Sordariomycetes; Hypocreales; Clavicipitaceae
Gene: MMS2
Product: E2 ubiquitin-conjugating protein mms2
Biological process (GO): protein K63-linked ubiquitination; DNA damage tolerance
Cellular component (GO): nucleus
Source: RefSeq, a predicted model, not a curated record